GUGGGGCGCAGGAGCGGCCGUGCCUCCUCGGGCCGAGACCCCGGGGUCUGGCGCCGGUGGGACCUGGGGCAGAGUUACGCAAAAUGUGCCGAGGCUGCCCGGGAGAGGAGCGGCGGCCGCGCUGAGCCAGAGUCAUGAGCCACCAGAUCCUGCUGCUCCUGGCUGUGCUGACCCAAGGCCUGGCUACCUCCCAGCACCGAGACAAGCUGCCCUGUAAGAUGGUGGAGAAGGAGGCCUUGUGCCAGGGCCUUGGCCUGCUCCAGGUCCCCUCAUUGCUCCCGUUGGACAUCGAGGCCCUUGACCUCUCUGGAAACCAGCUGCAGGACAUCGUGGCCUUGCCCCUGGGCUUCUACACAGCACUCCGUCACCUGGACCUGAGUGUCAACGAGAUCAGCUUCCUCCCUCCGGGAGUCUUCCAGGCCCUGCCCCACCUGGAGCACCUCAAUCUGGCCCACAACCGCCUGGCGGUGGGCACUGCGCUGAACGCCAGUGGUCUGGGCACCCUGCUGCACGUGACCUCCCUGGACCUGUCUGGAAACAGCCUGUACAGUGGCCUGGUGGAGCGGCUCCUGGGCGAGGCACCCAGCCUGCGCUCGCUCUCCCUGGCCGAGAACAGCCUGACUCGCCUGGGUCGCCGCACCUUCUGGGGCCUGCCUGCGCUGGAGCGCCUUGACCUGCACAGUAACGUGCUGAUGGACAUCGAGGACGGGGCUUUUGAGGCCCUGCCCCGCCUGGCCCACCUCAAUCUCUCCAGGAAUUCCCUCACCUGCAUCUCUGACUUUAGCCUCCGGCAGCUGCGGGUGCUUGACCUGAGCUGCAACAGCAUUGAGGCCUUCCAGACAGCCCCCGAGCCCCCGGCCGAGUACCAGCUGGCCUGGCUCGACCUGCGGGAGAACAAGCUGCUGCACUUCCCCGACCUGGCCGCGCUCCCGCAUCUCAUCUACCUGAACGUGUCCAACAACCUUAUCCGGCUCCCCUCUGGGCUGCCCCAGGGCAGCGAGGGCCUCCACGCGCCUUCGGAGGGCUGGUCAGCCCUGCCCCUCUCCAACCCUAGCUGGAACACCAGCACUUACCCACUCUCCCAGCUCUUGAACCUGGACUUGAGCUACAAUGAGAUUGAGCUCAUCCCGGACAGCUUCCUGGGGCGCCUGACCUCUCUGCGUUUUCUGAACCUCAGCCGGAACUGCCUGCAGGCCUUUAAGGCCCCGCAUGCGGGCUCCCUGCCCUGCCUGGUGCUCCUGGACUUAAGCCACAAUGCGCUCCAGGUGCUGGAGCUGGGUGCCAGAGCUCUGGGGUCCCUACGGACGCUGCUCCUCCAGGACAAUGCCCUGCGGGACCUGCCACCACACACCUUUGCCAGCUUGGCCAGCCUGCAGAGGCUCAACCUGCAGGGGAACCGGGUGAAUCCCUGCGGGGGCGCAGCUGAGCCCAAUCCCCCAGGCUGCGUGGCCUUCUCUGGCAUCCCCACCCUCCGCGUUCUGAACAUGGUAGAUAACGAGAUGGAGAUGCUCAGGGCAGGGGCCUUCCUCCACACCCCGCUUACUGAGCUGGACCUUUCUGCCAACCCUGGGCUGGAUGUGGCCACAGGAGCCUUGGCUGGCCUGGAGGCCUCCUUGGAGGUCCUAGAGCUGCAGGGCAACGGGCUGACUGUCCUGCAGGUGGACCUGCCCUGCUUCAGCUGCCUCAAGAGGCUCAAUCUUGCUGAGAACCACCUCAGCCACCUGCCUGCCUGGACGCAGGCGGUGUCCUUGGAGGUGCUGGACCUACGGAACAACAGCUUCAGCCUCCUGCCAGGGAGCGCCAUGGGGGGCCUGGAGACCAGCCUCCGGCGCCUCUACCUGCAGGGGAAUCCGCUCAGCUGCUGUGGCAAUGGCUGGCUGGCGGCCCAGCUGCACCAGGGCCGAGUGGAUGUGGACGCCACACAGGACCUGAUCUGCCGCUUUGGCUCCCAGGCAGAGGUGUCCCUGAGCCACGUGCGUCCUGAGGACUGUGAAAAGGGCGGGCUCAAGAAUGUCAACCUCAUCAUCAUCCUCACCUUCGCACUGGUCUCCACCAUCAUUCUCACCACGCUGGCCACCUGCUGUUGUGUCCGCCGGCAGAAAUUCAACCAACAGUACAAAGCCUAAGGGAGCCAGGGGACCCUUCCAGGUCAGUGCAGGAGCUGGAGGCACAGAGCAGAGUGGGGACUGAUACACCGUGAGCCGGUGUCCCAGAACCCUGGUCUCGAGCUCCCAGCCUAGGGCUCCUUUCUGUGCGUCCUUCUGCGUGGGAAGGUGACCCACUUCCCAGGCUGCUCAAGUGGUCCAGCUGUGGAAACUGCAGCUGGGCAGUUUCAGGGACAGCAGAGAAUAAUGUUGACCCAGGAUCAGCAAGUCCUCCCCGAGCAUCUGUUUUGGGCCACACCCUGCUCUUGGGGACUGGGGAUGCAGUAAGUUGAAUGAAACACAUGCGGCACUCUGAGGAGGAGAGGUCGUCACAGAGCUGGGCAGAGGAUGGGGUUCAAGGUGGGGAAGCCCAGGGCUUCGAGGCUCUGCAACCCCAGCCAAUCCCAGGUGGAGAGUCCUGCCCCUGCCAUACCAGGGCAAGGGGGCCACAAGCUCAGGAGGAUUGGUCUGAAAUGUUUCCAAGUGGACUGUUUUGUCACAUAUUCUGAUAAUGACUUCCAGCCUCUCUGGAAAAUGAGGAACUUGUGACCAGAAGAGAGAACUGGAGCCUCAUGAGGGUGUCUGGGACCUAGUUAGGCAAGCUGCAGCAGCCCCAGAGUCUUGUUAAGAGGUGGUCUUCUGGGCUGAGGCCAGGAUGUCCCAUAGGUCCUUCCCACCCUGGCACUCUCCUGCUGCACACAUUGACCCCGAUCUUGCCUGAAUCCCCUACCCCCUGCCCAGGCCCCUUCUCCAUCCCAGCCCCAUCCUGGCUGCCGAGCCGAGUUCAAGCCUUAGCUCUCUGGUUCUGUUUUGCACACAGCUUGCCACCUGUAGAUGCAGACCCCAGCCUCACCGUCUCCCUCUGUGUGACAACUCCCAGAGUCUGGUAUUUUAUCCUCAUUUUACAAAAGGGGAGACAACUCUCCCAAAGUCUCCCUCCCGGGUCCCGCAACUAAGAAAUGCUGUAGUUGAAAUUCAAACCCACAUCCUCUGUUUCCAGGCCUGAGUGGCUCCGUGUUGCCUGAACAGAGCCUGAGUAUCCUGUGCUGUGUGGGCCCUUUCCUCCUCUCUCCCACCAGGCAGGAGAAAGGCAGGCAGCUACAGGCCCUGUGCUUCUCCUCUGCCUCAGUUUCCCUCAUUCUCUCCUUUGCAGACUGAUGUGGCUUCUCCUUUUCCUGUUUUUGCUCCUAUGUUUUCUUAUUCCCUCUCCCUCUGUUGAGCACAGCCUGGAUUUUGAGAUCAUGGAGUCUAACCUCCUCAUAGCUGCACAAGUCAAUGACACAGCCUGCAAAAAAGAAAAUGUGGCUCAGUGGUAGAAGGCUUGCCUAGCGUGCACAAGGCUUUGAGUUCAACCUCGAGCACUGCCAAAAUUCAGGGUUGGACCUGUGUGGUGUCCUUCUCUCUCAUCUGUCACAUCACAAGAUAAUGCCAGUUCCAAACUUACUUUCUGUUCCUCAUCAUGCAAAGAUUCCCACCCCUUGCCAGGAAAAUAGGUAGAAAGGCUCAACUUAGAUAAAUACCUGUUGCUCAUACCAUGGAGUCAUGAGCUGUCUGGGAAGGAGGAGAGCGCUGGGACCAGCCAGAGUCAUCUUUCCUGUGCUUGGUCCGUGGUCUGACCCAUGAUGGACACGUAUAAAUGUAUGAGAAGAUCAGAAUGCUGUUCUCUGCACUCUUUUACAGAUGAGGAAACCAAGGCCAAUGGGCAGAUCCAGGGCUGGACCCUUGCUUGAAGCCCUGGUGGUAUGAGGGGCAGCCAGGUGCACAAAGUCCUGGCUGGGACCAUGACCACAGGUGCUACUGCACAUGACACUCUUCUCAGGCCUAGAGGCCACGGCAUUGGCCCCUGGGCCUGAUCUUUGAAAACACUACACCAUGCUGCUGUCACCUCCCAGAAGCCAGGCCACGGCCCAGGCCCUGGGACCAGCUCUUUGUAUAACCACAUGAAUGUAUUAAAAUAUGAC
Molecule: messenger RNA, 4105 nt
Organism: Marmota flaviventris (yellow-bellied marmot)
Lineage: Eukaryota; Metazoa; Chordata; Mammalia; Rodentia; Sciuridae
Gene: Lrrc32
Product: leucine rich repeat containing 32
Molecular function (GO): protein binding
Source: RefSeq, a predicted model, not a curated record